Molecule: messenger RNA, 1697 nt
Organism: Geodia barretti
Lineage: Eukaryota; Metazoa; Porifera; Demospongiae; Tetractinellida; Geodiidae
Source: the annotation of a GenBank genome assembly
GAACGCGUGUAGCCCAGGUAGGAUCGAGAAGAGAUGAAGCGAGUGGCGAUUGCUCUGUCUGGCGGCGUGGACUCACUGGUAGCGGCCAUUCUCCUGAAGAGAAGCGGAGCGUCGCUUGUGGGCGUGUUUAUGAGGAACUGGGAGGAGAGGGACGAGGGACGCGGGCAGCGCUGCACGGCAGAGGCCGACUACUCUCGCGUCAGGGACAUCUGUGCGGCUCUGAACAUUCCCUGCGCUCUCGCCGAUUUCGUCAAGGAUUACUGGAAUGACGUAUUCAGUCAUUUCGUACAGGCCUACGAGCAAGGCCACACCCCCAAUCCGGAUAUACUGUGCAACAGACACAUCAAGUUCAGUGCAUUACAUCGCUACUGUUGUCAGCAUUUGGAUGCCGACGUCAUAGCAACCGGUCACUAUGCCAGAGUGGAAAGAGAUGAAGCAGGGAAAGCGAGGCUAAAGGUGGCGACAGACAGCUGCAAAGACCAGACCUAUUUCCUUUCGCAAGUGCCCCAAGUGUCUCUGGCCAGGAGUGUGUUCCCAGUGGGUGGACUGAGGAAAGAAGAGGUGAGAGAGAUCGCCUCCCAGGCUGGGUUUACCCACGUGGCCAGACGGAAAGAGAGCGUGGGACUUUGCUUCAUUGGAAAGAGAGACUUUCCCCAGUUUAUCAGUGAAGUGAGCUCUAUCACAAGACAGAUAGAAUUUCUUCCUCUCCAUCUCCUCUCUCCAUCUCCUCUCUCCGUCUCCAUCUCCAUAUCUCUUCUCUCCUCUCUCCAUCUCCUCUCUCCAUCUCUCCACCUCCUCUCCCCCGCCCUCAUACUGCUGCAGUACAUAGAAGAACGACAUGGUAGAUUUGUUACUCUUGAAGGGCGGCAACUCGGCUGGCACAGAGGUCACCAUCUGUUCACAGUUGGACAACGAGCUCGCAUCGGUGGACAGUCUCAACCUCUCUUCGUGGCCGGGAAAGAUGCCGCGGAAAACACAGUUACAGUCGUGGAAGGUACUCACCAUCCGGGUCUCUACAUCUCCUCCUUCACCACCUCCCCUCCCCACUGGAUAUCUGAUAACCCCCUCGUUACUGGGGGUUCCCUCCCAUUUCGGUGUAGAUUACGACAUCGUCACCAGGCACCCCUCGUUGAUGUGGAGUUAGUUGAAGACAAGGAAGGUUUGCAAGUGACGUGCAGCAACCCUCUUCGUGCAGUGGCCCCUGGCCAGUACGCAGUGUUCUACAGUGGAGAGGAGUGCCUGGGAGGAGCCUGUAUCACGGCAACCAGUCCAUCACUAUGGCAACUAGAACCCAAAUCAAUGUUCACAAACAAAAUCAUGCAAAUAAUUUUACUGCAAAAUGGAUAACAAUGAUGGCGAUGAGAUACUGAUGAUUAAAAAAUGUGGUUGUAUAAUGUGGAUGGUUAUUGGGAAGAUAUGGUUGAGGUCAAAGGUCACAGCGUUCAAUUUCAAAAAGUUCCCCAAUGACAGGGGACACGUCAGUAACAGGUGAAGAGGAACCAGAACAUUGGGUCUCCUCGCAUCGUCUGGCGACACUCUUCCCCGUUGUGGCAAGGGUUAGGGUCCAGACACGGGUUCUUUUUAUUGCCACAGUGAUGACCUUUGAACCCCGGCAGACAGCUGCACUUGUAGGAGAGUUUGUGUCUCCCUUCUUCCCUUGUAGUGGAGCAAGUCCCGCCGUUAAGACAGGGGGAGGA